Molecule: messenger RNA, 417 nt
Organism: Malassezia vespertilionis
Lineage: Eukaryota; Fungi; Basidiomycota; Malasseziomycetes; Malasseziales; Malasseziaceae
Exons: 2
Coding region: 1-417 (138 amino acids)
Biological process (GO): endoplasmic reticulum to Golgi vesicle-mediated transport
Cellular component (GO): TRAPP complex
Source: RefSeq, a predicted model, not a curated record
AUGUCAUCGCUGUGGAUUAUCAACAAGGCGGGUGGCCUGGUAUUCCAGUCGGAGCACUUCCAAUACCCACAUAAGGCGAACGAAGAAACGGAGCUGUCUUCAAAUGAUUAUCUAGUGCUGGCUGGGACUUUACACGGAAUUCACGCAAUUUCUGCGCGCAUCACUCCGACACCGGGAAAGGUGUGUGCAGGGCUGGAAGUGCUGGAGGCGGAUAACCUGCUUAUCCAUGUGAAGAUGACCGAGACGGGGACAAAGUUUGUGAUGCUCACAGAUCGGACGCAUGCAAACCCUGGCAAAACUCUGGAGGAUUCGUACGGCUUGUACGUGGACUACGUUAUGAAAGAUCCUUUCUACAUUGCCGAGAUGCCGAUCCGGGUCGAGGCGUUUGAGCGAAAAGUUGCAGACUUGCUUACCUAG